This is a messenger RNA of Rhododendron vialii, 1420 nucleotides long. RefSeq names its product scopoletin 8-hydroxylase. NCBI's taxonomy places the organism in Eukaryota, Viridiplantae, Streptophyta, Magnoliopsida, Ericales, Ericaceae. The transcript has 3 exons. The record is from RefSeq and is a predicted model, not a curated record. The coding region runs from base 20 to 1156 and encodes 378 amino acids.
GGAAGUUAUAUCACGAAAAAUGGCAUCUUGUUUUGAGCAGGAGGACUCACUGUUCAAUUUUGUGGUCCGAGAUGGUAACGGUGUCAAAGGUCUGGUGGACUCAGGGCUAUCGAAGGUGCCCGAUCAAUAUAUCCAACCACCAAAUGAGCGAAUUCCUGAAAAGAUCUCCAAUUCACCGAGUAUUAUUGAUCAACAACUCCAUACACCCAUCGAUAUAUCCUUGCUUGAUGGGCCUAGCCACGAUCAAGUGGCCGAGGCCAUAGUUAAGGCCGCGGAGAGCUUUGGGUUUUUCCAAGUGGUGAACCACGGUGUCCCAGUUGAGUUGCUGGAGUCACUUAAGGAAUCGGCCCACCGGUUCUUCGAGCAGCCCCCCGAGAAGAAGGCGGUUUACCGUAAAGAAGUGAGUCCGAGCCCGUUUGUGAAAUAUGGGACGAGCUUUGUGCCUGAUAAAGAGAAGGCCUUGGAGUGGAAGGACUUCGUUAGCAUGACCUACACCACUGAUGGAGAUGCUCUUAACUAUUGGCCUAAUCACUUCAAGGAAGUUGCGCUUGAGUAUUUGAAGACAGCGUCAGAGAUGGUGAAGAAAAUACUGGAGGUGUUAAUUGGGGCUUUCGGAGUAAUAUCAGAUGAGUCAAUAGUAGAUUUGGUUAAUGCACUUACUGGCAGUAAGAUGGUUAACAUCAACUUCUAUCCAACAUGUCCUAAUCCAGACCUCACCAUCGGAGUUGGCCGCCACUCCGAUGUAGGCACCCUCACUGUUUUACUCCAAGACGGCAUCGGUGGUUUGUACGUUAAACUGGAAGAAGAAAGUGGAAAGCAGAAGAAGGGUGGCGCCGAAGAGCCGCAGUGGAUGGAAAUACCACCCAUUACUGGUGCUUUAGUCGUCAAUGUCGGUGAUAUUCUGCAGAUCAUAAGCAAUGGAAGGUACAAGAGUGCAGAGCAUAGAGUACGCACAACAAGUAGACAAUCAAGAGUCUCGAUUCCACUUUUCACCUCCCCACUCCCAACUCAGAAGAUCGGGCCGCUGCCUCAGCUGGUGGAUACCGACGGAAUAGCUCACUAUCGAGAUCUCGUGUGUGGGGAUUAUUUGAACAACUUCUUUGGAAACGUUCAUGAAGGAAAGAAGUCCCUUGAUUUUGCUAAAAUCACUUAUUAAUCCCAGCUGCAUGUGAUCGAUCGAUAUUAUAUUGUCCAAGCUCGAUCUCUUCCUUUGCUUCUACAUACAUAGAUAUGCCUAAAUAACAUUAAACCAGUACUAUACUAUGCACGGUACGUGAUGACUGGGGAAACUUAUCUCCAGUAGAGACUGUUUGUUUCUCUACGGAUAUCUUGUAGUAUUUCUUUCUUUUUGCUUUUUUCAACUUCUUGUUGGAAGUUCCUGCUAGCUGUUGUUUAGCUUCAUGGCAUGUCAUGUUGCUUC